Physcomitrium patens is the source of this 1451-nucleotide messenger RNA. RefSeq lists its product as uncharacterized. NCBI's taxonomy places the organism in Eukaryota, Viridiplantae, Streptophyta, Bryopsida, Funariales, Funariaceae. The record is from RefSeq and is a predicted model, not a curated record.
UCUCUGUACCCCUACCCUACCGCGUUGAAUAGCCCAUGAUAUGUGCAGACGGUUCUUUAAUAAACGAAACAAAAAAGAGAAAAAAGAGAAAUCAGAAAAGAAGGAAGAAGGAGGAAGGAUUUGAAUGCUGUGGAUUUAAAGAAGAUGAUUUGGGGAGCUGUCGCUCUUUCACCAUUCAUAGAAGUGGAUCGCUGAAAAGCAUCUGUAGGGAGAAGCUGGGCGGAGGAGGAGUAGCCAUGGACCAGGUUGGUGGUGUGAGUAUACGACCCAAAAAUGUGGUGCUCUACCACUAUCCAUGUCCUGAUGGCAUCUUUGCGGCUUUGGCUGCCCACCUUUAUCAUUCAGCUAUCGGUCGACCCGUUUCCUUUCUUCCAAAUACUGUCUUUGAGCCAUUAAGGGUUGAAGACAUUUCUACCAAAAACGUGGAGACUUUUUAUCUUCUGGACUUCGCAGGUCCACAAGGAUUUGCUGUAGAGCUAGCAAAGAAGGCUAAAGAAGUCGUGGUUUUAGACCAUCACAAGACUGCGCUUGAGACACUUCCACCCAAUGGAACAGGUCCUCCAAACUUACAAGUACUACUUGACAUGAAGAGAAGUGGUGCUACUAUUGCAUAUGAUUACUUCCUUGAAAAACUUCAAGUAGAGUCCUCACUUCAAACUUUCCUCCAAGAUGAUGAUGCUUCACAUCUAGAAACCCUCUUCAAGUACAUUCAGGAUGCAGAUUUGUGGACUUGGGCUUUACCAGAGAGUAAGCAAUUUAGCAGCGGCUUAAGUGAUUGUAAGAUUGAAUAUAAUGCCGUCAAAAAUGGGGAGGUUUUUCACCAGCUUUUGGCGUUGGAUCCUGAAGUCCUUAUCAAAAGAGGAAAAGUGAGCCUGCAGGAAAAACAGAAGCUGAUUGACCUUACGUUAGAUAGAUCUUUUGUAGUAUCUCUUGGUCAAGGAAAGUUUGGUCAGUGUUUGGCAGUGCGAGCAGAUGCGGUCGCUAAUCUCAGAAGCGAACUGGGUAACCAGCUGGCAGCAAAAAGUCGAGACCAAGGUCUCCGGGCAAUUGGAGCUGUGGUAUAUGUGGAGGAAGCAAUGAACGAUGCUUCUAUGUUCAAAAUAAGCUUACGUAGCUUAGGAAGCACUGAAGAUACCACAGAAAUAUCUCAGGUUUAUGGCGGUGGAGGUCAUCGUAAUGCUAGCUCUUUUCUAUUGUCAGUACAAAGUUUUGAGAGAUGGAAAGCUUAAGAUGUGUUAUCCGUGUACAUUUCAGAGACGAUUUUUAAGACAAUAGAUUCUUAGAUCUUUAUUGAAUUUUGAAGUAAAAGAAAAAAAUCCAAGUUGAAGCUUCUUGCAUUGUAUACAGUAAAUAUAGAUAAAAAUUUAGCUUAUUUUCAUUUAUUUGCAAGAACAAAAGUUUGUUUUCAUGUGACUGAAUCAAGUGAUAAUAAAAACAAUAAAUACAUUGCA